CACCUCGCCAUCGUCCUCCCCUCGUCUCCAAAAGGAGGCGCCGCUCCUCGUCUACGCCGUCCACUUCCCUCUCUAGCCUCAACGCCUCCGCCCCCCCCACUCGCGAGACCCUAGCUAGCCCUAGCGCCACCCGCCGACUCACCCGGAGAGAGGAGGAGGAGGAGGAGGCCUUCGCCGUGGUCGUCGGCCGAGGAGCAGGCGCCAGGAUGUUCGGGUACCAGAAGGGCGUCGACGUCGAGGCGGGGACCUCCGCCGCCACGGGCGGCGGCGCGCGCCAGCUCUACCCGGGGAUGCAGGAGAGCCCCGAGCUGCGCUGGGCGCUCAUCCGCAAGAUCUACGUCAUCCUCUCCCUCCAGCUGCUCCUCACCGCCGUCGUCGCCGCCGUCGUCGUCAAGGUCCGCGCCAUCCCGCACUUCUUCACCACCACCAACGCCGGGCUCGGACUCUACAUCUUCCUCAUCAUCCUCCCCUUCAUCGUGCUGUGCCCGUUGUACUUCUACCAUGAGAAGCACCCAGUCAACCUGAUCCUGCUCGGCCUCUUCACCGUCGCCAUCAGCUUCUCUGUGGGCUUGACAUGUGCCUUCACCAGUGGCAAGGUCAUUCUGGAAUCUGCAAUUCUGACAACAGUGGUUGUGCUCAGCCUGACUGCAUACACUUUCUGGGCCGUGAAUAGGGGCAAAGACUUCAGCUUCCUGGGUCCUUUCCUGUUCGCCUCCCUCAUAGUGCUGCUUGUGUUCGCACUCAUCCAGAUACUGUUCCCACUGGGCAAGCUCUCCCAGAUGAUCUACGGUGGGCUGGCAUCACUCAUCUUCAGUGGGUACAUCGUCUACGACACGAACAACAUCAUCAGGCGCUUCACGUACGACCAGUACGUCUGGGCCGCCGUCUCCCUCUACCUGGACGUCAUCAACCUCUUCCUGUCCCUGAUGACCCUCUUCAGGGCAGCCGACUAGGCGCUCUGCUCCCAUCCUGUCCUAUCUACGCAAGCUGUGAAUACCUUACGUUGGUCCCUGAAUGCUUGUCUCGUGGGUUAAGCUCGGGUGCCCAGAAUUCCAGUUUUAAGAGUUGUGUAUAGCUGCGUUGCCUUUUUACUUACUAGUAUGGUCUUAUUCGGCUUGGCUCGGUCAGAGUCAUGAUAUCAUUAGGUAGUUGGAAAGCGAACAAAUGUACUCCUACCUUGAUUAUGUGCGUGGAGAUCUGGUACUGGAUUUGGGUUGCCUAACCUUGAAUGAGAGUUUGGAGAGCCAUCAGCUUUAUGAUCUUUGUUUGCUGCUUUACGGUGAAUCUAUCAUGGAGUUCUCAUUUA
Molecule: messenger RNA, 1306 nt
Organism: Sorghum bicolor (sorghum)
Lineage: Eukaryota; Viridiplantae; Streptophyta; Magnoliopsida; Poales; Poaceae
Product: BI1-like protein
Exons: 4
Coding region: 207-953 (248 amino acids)
Cellular component (GO): membrane
Source: RefSeq, a predicted model, not a curated record